UGAAUUUGAUUUAAUCAUAAUCCUGAAAUUCCUCGCACCUCACCUUUUUUGUCCAUGCGGGCUUUGGCAAAAAGACAAGGUGAAGGUCUCACAAUGUUCCUUAUCUGGCUUGCCAUCACAGCCAUUGCAAUUCAAUAUACAUUUUCGGCCUCUGACGUAUGUGCAUAUGACAUAAUUUUUGGAGGGAAAAUCUGCCUUUACAUUUUCGCAGAUGUGGGGUUGAGGAGCUGGAAAAAUGAAGUCAACUGAUUUUCAUUUGCGAUCCGCAGGGGUAUUUUAAGCGCUUAAUUGAUAUUGGGCAAAGUCCCUU
Kickxella alabastrina is the source of this 310-nucleotide messenger RNA. RefSeq lists its product as uncharacterized. The transcript has a single exon. The coding region runs from base 55 to 249 and encodes 64 amino acids. Lineage: Eukaryota; Fungi; Kickxellomycota; Kickxellomycetes; Kickxellales; Kickxellaceae. The record is from RefSeq and is a predicted model, not a curated record.